CAAAUGCCACUGCCAUCAACCUUCCCACAAGCACCUUAGAAAUUCAGCGAUUCCCCCGGGAACCACAGAGAAGCACAGGGGCUGAGAGGCCAGAGAGGGGAGCGGGGAGUGAGCCCAUCACAGCUACUGUCAUUCCCCAGAUCAGCGGAGUGCAGACCUGCAGCACAGUCCGUGUGCUGGAGUGGAAAGAUGGGGUAGCUACUUUGCCUGGGAGUAACCUGCGGUUUCGAAUAAAUGAGUAUGGGACGCUGAAGGUGGUGAGUGCUGAUAAGAUGCCUCCAGUGGAAGCUAUACAGGAGGGUCACACACAGAAAGAUGGGGAAUCAGAGGUGGCACCAACCAGCAGGGACAAUCCUACUGUGGCUCAGGAUGUGCCAGAGCAGACCAAGCUGCCAACAGCAGAAAGCCUGUGCCACUGUGACACCUGUGGCCAGAGACGUGUGUCGGAUGGAGCCCGGGAAGGCAGGGGCUUCUGCAGUGAGCACUGUCACCAGCAGUUCAAAGAAAGGUCUGUCAUUGUGGAAAACUCUGCCAGCAGCACCAAUGCCACUGAAAUCCUCAAGCCGGUGAAGAAACGAAAGAGGAAGGACUACCAGAGCCCUUCGGAGGAAGAAUAUGAAUCUGAGCAAAUGGAGGAAAAGCGUGAAGAGAGGAAAAACUCUGCAGGAGACUCUGCUAUCAGCAAUCGGGCGGCUGAUGUGUGGAACGGGAGCCAGCACGGUGCCAGUGAGAAGAAAGAAGGCUGGUCUUGGGCGUCCUACUUGGAGGAGCAGAAAGCUGUCGCUGCCCCUUUAGAUCUCUUCCAGGAUUACCAAGUAGCUUCCCAGCACAAGAAUGGCUUUAAAGUGGGGAUGAAGCUGGAGGGGAUUGAUCCGCAGCACCCAUCUAUGUACUUCAUUCUGACAGUGGCUGAGGUGUGUGGUUACCGGAUGCGCCUCCACUUCGAUGGCUAUUCGGAGUGCCAUGAUUUCUGGCUGAAUGCUGACUCCCCUGACAUCCACCCUGCUGGCUGGUUUGAGGAGACGGGGCACAGACUCCAGCCUCCAAAAGGUUAUAAGGAAGAAGAAUUCAGCUGGACAAACUACCUGAAGAUAACAAAGGCUCAGGCAGCUCCUAAGCACCUUUUCAUGGUCCGAAAUACUCAUGAGACUUCCCUGGGCUUCGAGGUGGGCAUGAAGCUCGAAGCUGUGGACCGCAUGAAUCCUUCCCUGAUCUGUGUUGCCACAGUUACUGACGUGGUAGACAAUCGUUUUUUGGUGCACUUUGACAACUGGGAUGAUACUUACGACUACUGGUGUGACCCCAGCAGUCCAUACAUCCACCCUGUUGGAUGGUGUCAGGAGCAUGGCAAACCCCUCACCCCUCCUCAAGAUUAUCCUGACCCUGACAACUUCACCUGGGAAAAAUACUUAAAGGAAACAGGAGCAUCUGCUGUCCCGGCUUGGGCCUUUAAAGUGCGCCCACCCCAUGGCUUCCUGGUCAACAUGAGGCUGGAGGCAGUGGACAGGAGGACCCCUUCCUUCAUCCGAGUGGCCAGUGUGGAGGACGUGGAAGAUCACAGGAUAAAGAUCCAUUUUGAUGGCUGGAGCCAUGUCUAUGACUUCUGGAUUGAUGCAGAUCAUCCGGACAUCCACCCCAUAGGCUGGUGCUCAAAAACUGGACAUCCACUGCAGCCUCCUCUCAGGCCAAAGGAACCAGCCUCCUCUGCCCAUGGGGGCUGCCCAACCCUGGGCUGCAAGACGACCAUCCCUCACACCAAGAGCUCCAAGUACAGCUUUCACCACAGGAAGUGCCCCACGCCGGGUUGCGACGGGUCAGGACACGUGACUGGGAGAUUCACGGCGCAUUACUGCCUCUCAGGGUGCCCACUGGCAGAGAAGAACCAGGGCAGGCUUAAGGCGGACUUGUCUGACACCGAGGCCUCAACUCGCAAAAGGAACCUUAUUGGCUUCCCUCAGCGAAAGAAAUCUCGUCACCAUGGGAGAGGGCGACCUCCAAAGUACCGGAAGAUCCAGCAGGAAGACUUCCAGACUAUUGCUUCAGACAAUAUGCAUCAGUCGCUCUUUAUGUCUGCCCUGUCUGCCCACCCCGACCGCUCCCUGUCGCUCUGCUGGGAGCAGCACUGCAAACUCCUGCCGGGGGUGGCUGGCAUCACAGCAACUACAGUGGCCAAGUGGACCAUUGAUGAGGUCUUUAGCUUUGUUCAGACACUGACGGGUUGUGAGGACCAAGCCAAGCUCUUCAAGGAUGAGAUGAUCGAUGGUGAGGCGUUCCUCUUGCUGACACAGGCUGACAUCGUCAAGAUUAUGAGUGUCAAGCUGGGCCCGGCACUCAAGAUCUACAAUGCCAUCCUCAUGUUCAAGAAUGCUGACGACACCUUAAAGUGA
Eurypyga helias (sunbittern) is the source of this 2387-nucleotide messenger RNA. It is a transcript of the gene L3MBTL1, whose product is annotated as l(3)mbt-like 1 (Drosophila). The annotation marks the transcript as partial. The transcript has 20 exons. NCBI's taxonomy places the organism in Eukaryota, Metazoa, Chordata, Aves, Eurypygiformes, Eurypygidae. The record is from RefSeq and is a predicted model, not a curated record. Gene Ontology annotation, biological process: regulation of DNA-templated transcription. Gene Ontology annotation, cellular component: nucleus. Gene Ontology annotation, molecular function: zinc ion binding; protein binding.